Cricetulus griseus (Chinese hamster) is the source of this 5966-nucleotide messenger RNA. The record is from RefSeq and is a predicted model, not a curated record. NCBI's taxonomy places the organism in Eukaryota, Metazoa, Chordata, Mammalia, Rodentia, Cricetidae.
AUGUAGAUUUAGAAGAGGCUGGAAAAGAGGGUGGCAAAAGCAGGGAGGUUAUGAGGCUUAAUAAAGAAGAUAUGCACUUGUUUGGCCAUUAUCCAGCACAUGAUGACUUCUAUCUGGUUGUGUGCAGUGCCUGUAACCAGGUCGUCAAGCCACAGGUCUUCCAGUCACACUGUGAGAGAAGACACAGUUCAAUGUGCAGGCCUUCUCCCUCUCCAGCAUCUCCAGCCUCCAAUUCCAGGACAUCACUAGCACAGGCAAAGUCGAAAGCCUGUCUCAGCGGCCAUAACGCUGUCAGCAGCACCUCAAAGCCAUUUAAAACGCCCAAAGACAAUCUACUUACCUCCAGCAGCAAACAGCACACAGUCUUCUCUACAAAGGGGCCAAGGGAUAAACCAUGCGUUCCAGUUCCUGUAGUCAGUUUAGAGAAAAUUCCUAACCUAGUGAAGGCAGAUGGUGCCAAUGUCAAAAUGAGCUCUACAACCACUACCACAACCACUUCCUCCUCCUCUGCUGUCUCCACCCCACCUUUAAUUAAGCCCACCUUGAUAUCCAAGUCAGUGCCACCUUCACCAGAGAAGAUCUUAAAUGGCAAGGGGAUUCUGUCAGCCACCAUAGACAAGAAGCACCAAAAUGGCACCAAAACCAGCAACAAGCCUUACCGGAGACUUUCAGAGAGAGAAUUUGACCCAAAUAAACACUGUGGAGUAUUGGAUCCUGAGACAAAGAAACCUUGCACAAGAUCCCUCACCUGCAAGACACACUCUCUGAGCCAUCGCAGAGCAGUCCCGGGCAGGAAAAAGCAAUUUGACCUCCUCUUGGCAGAACACAAAGCCAAGUCACGGGAGAAAGAAGUGAAAGAGCACCUCCUGACUUCCGCUAGGGAGAUACUUCCAAACCCACCUGGACUGGUGCCUGAUGCUCUGCAAGGAACUUCCGGGAGCACAGUGGCAGAGCCUAAAGUACCAUCCCCACCAAAAUCCAGGCCACUCAAUUCUGUGCUUCCCAGACCAUCAUCUGCAAACAGCAUAAGCAGCAGUACAUCUUCAAAUCACAGUGGUUACACUCCAGAGCCCCCACUACCCCCAGCUGGAGGUGACCUUGCCAGCCGACUGUCCAGUGAUGAAGGGGAGAUGGACGGAGCCGACGAAUCUGAGAAGUUAGACUGUCAGUUCUCCACACACCACCCCAGACCUCUUGCGUUCUGCUCAUUUGGGAGUCGCCUCAUGGGACGAGGGUACUAUGUGUUUGAUAGAAGAUGGGAUCGUUUUCGGUUCGCACUAAACUCCAUGGUAGAAAAACACUUGAAUUCACAGAUGUGGAAGCACAGAAGCCCGAGCCACAGGGCAUCAGGUCCCUCCCCUCUGUUCAGGACUUGCCUAACCAAUCUGCUGUCACUGAGCAACAUUGGGGCUGCCUGGGUGUCAACUCUGGAGAGCGUAGCACCCCGCUGCCCUCUCAACCUCGCUGCCCAAACUCCAGGCCCUGACGGGCCCGAACCUGGAGGGAUGGCAGCCGAUGGGGGCAUGGAAGACAUUAGGAAGAAAAGGAACGGCCAAGACUCUUUUUUCUUUAACAAGCAUUUAAGUCUGCAUCAGGAGACGCCAACACAGUAUUCUCUUUCAGCCAGGAAGAUCCCUCCUGCGGCAGAUAGUCCCAUGCCCUCGCCAGCAGCCCACAUCACCACCCCUGUUCCAGCAUCCGUUUUGCAGCCUUUCAGCAACCCCAGUGCUGUGUAUCUUCCUUCAGCUCCCAUCAGCUCGAGACUCACGUCUUCUUACAUAAUGACAUCAGCCAUGCUCUCAGACGCAGCUUUUGUGGCAUCGCCGGACCCACGUGUCCUCAUGUCCCACACCACAGCUUUCCCCCAUGUGGCUGCAACCCUCAGCAUCAUGGACUCAACCUUCAAGGCCCCCUCUGCUGUGUCCCCAAUACCAGCUGUCAUUCCUUCCUCAUCCCACAAGCCAUCCAAAACCAAAACCAGCAAAUCCUCAAAAGUCAAAGACCCGUCAGCUCAUAGCGACGAAUCUCCAAGUAACAAAAAGAGGAAGCCGCAGUCUUCGACUUCCUCCUCCUUAUCCUUUCAGGCUUCCUUUUCGUCUCCAUUGUCAGGGCCCCACAAAAAGAACUGCGUUCUGAAUGCCAGUUCCUCCUUGAACUCCUAUCAGGCAUCCCCUCCCUAUAACAGUCUGUCUGUGCACAACUCAAAUAAUGGGGUGAGCCCACACAGUGCCAAGCUGGAGCCCUCAGGACGGACCUCGCUACCCAGCAGCCCCAUGGACAUAGUGAGACAGGUGGGCGCUGUGGGUGGCGGCAGCGGCUCCUGUCCCCUCUCCGUGCCCUCCCUUGCACUCCAUGCAGGGGACCUCUCUUUGGCCUCACACAAUGCUGUGUGUUCUCUGCCCCUCUCUUUUGACAAAUCAGAAGGAAAAAAGCGUAAGAGCUCAAGUCCCAGUAGCAAAGCCUGUAAAAUCACUAAAAUGCCUGGUAUGAAUAGUGUCCACAAAAAGAACCCGCCCAGCCUUCUUGCACCGGUGCCCGAUCCCGUUAACAGCACCUCCUCUCGGCAGGUUGGAAAAAAUAGCAGCCUAGCUUUGUCACAAUCCAGUCCUUCAAGCAUAUCCAGCCCAGGACACAGCCGACAGAAGAACACAAGCAGAAUGGGCAGGAUAAGGACUCUUCCCUAACAAGAUGGUGAAGCCACUUCAAACCAGUCCCGGUUGGCAUCCUCCCCAGGAAACUAAGUCAGGGCAAGGGAAGGCACUGGCCUGUGUGGGGAGUGUUUCCUGGACGCUGCUUGUGGCUUUGGCCUUUCUUCUUUUUUUCACGUGGAUUUUUAAUUUAAAAAAAGGUGGGGGGGAGGCAAAAGAACCUGAAUUUGAGAUUUACAGAAAACAGUGUUUCCUCUCUGUUUGUCAUUUGUCAUGUCUUAUAUAUUCUUCCACAUUUGGAGCUACUCCCCUUUCUCCUGACGCUGCUAGUGCUCCUGAGAACAGAGGCUGCAGACUGUUGGUUCCAGUCCCUCCCGGGUUCUGGUUCCAGGUUGGCACCCACAGAAGCUCUUGAACGCUAGUGCUCGAAGAGCUCAUUCUCUCCUUUCCCACCCUGCCCUUCCAUCCCAUCUGUCAGUCACUGUGCUCCAGUGGCCAUCAGAAGCUGCUGGCUCCCACCAGCAGCACUGGACCACAUGCUGGGAGUUGCAUCAUGUGGUAGAGGUGGAUCUUCAGCUGGUUUCUGUAGUUCUCCUUGUCCAGAGCCAAAUGCCAGCCACUAAAGUGAGGACAGUGGCCCUUUAAUAAUGUGGUUUACUCAGUGGUGAGGCCCAGCUGUGCAGAAAAGAUAAAUUGGUCAGGUACAAGGACCUGAGAGGAAGGGAAGAUGGUGGGAGCCGAUGACUGCGAUGGUCACAGCUUGUUUGGAAUAUACUCUGAAGAGUACUUCCCUGGUCACACUGCACAGUUUCCUAAAGCUGGGUCAGCCAGAGACAGAAAACCCAUAGGACCCAGGAAAGCCACUUCAUGAGGUAACACAGUGGUCACAGCUCCUGAGAGUUCUGUAGAUAUCAGGAAGUUUCUGGGGCCAAGAGGGAUCCUCCAGAGAAAAGUGCAUGGAGUUUUUUGUGCCAAACACCUUGAGGGAAUAAGAAGCACCAAUGAUUGCACAGACACAUAUUAGAUAAGCUUGCACUCCAUCAUCAGACAGACAGCCCGGAGCACUGGUAAAGACAAGCAUAGAGAAGAGGUGUGGGCAGGGAGACACUGGAGCGCCAAGGCUAGUAAGCUGUUCACAUUGGAGUUUGAAAGAAACAGCAGUACCAUAUGGGAAAUCAGAAAGAAUUCACAACGACCUGUGCCAUCAUAAGAUCAGGAGCGAAUGCUAGUUUUGCAGCUGGGCACACCCCCUCUCCCUUCCCAAAGAUCUCCUUCCCAUCCCUUUCCUCCCAACCCAAAGAUGAGACUACUGAUAAGUUUCACCACAGAAUUGGAGUCUGCAAAGAUGGGAGGCAAAAGGAGUUAUUUCUGUCGAUGGAAUUGCACUGACAGUGUUUCUUACAGGAUUCUUAAACUUUGAAAUAUAAAAAUGAAGAUUUUUUUAAGUCAGGAGUUGAUGUUAGACACCAGGACAUUGGUUAGGUUAUUUCAUUUUUCUUUCUCCAGUGUUAAAAGUGCACUUAUAUGCUGAUUUAUUUAUGUCUGGGGGUAGGGAGGAUGGCAAAUUUAAGGGGUAAUUGUUACUUUGGGGGGAUUAUUUUUUUUAAGGUUAAGACAGAUUUUAAAACUUAUAAAUGUUUAAGAAAUUAUAAACAAGGUUAGAGCCUUUGACAAAAGUUUAGAAGAUAUUCUUAAAGUAAAUUUUUAUAAUGUUAAUUUUGUAAUAAUUUAUGUUUUACUAUAUUACAGAGCUAACUGACCAGAAUAGUUUCAGAAACAAUAUGAAACUUAGGAAAGUUUAAGCAAUGUUUAUAUUUUUAAAAUGUUCUUUGAAUUAUGUUUUUAUUGUACAUUUCUUCAGACUCAAAAGGUGUGUACAUAUCUUUGUUAUUUUUGCACAGUUUUUGUCUUGUUCUGUUUUAUUUGUCUGUUGAUAUAUAUAUAUAUAUAUAUAUAUAUAUAUAUAAUUUAUUUUGAGUUGCAAAACUUGCAGGAUCAAAAACAAAACAAGUCUCAGCAACAAAAUAAGCCUCUGGCCCUAAACUCUUCUAUUCAAAGAGGGAAAACAAAGGUUGAGAGGUGAGCCAGCUGCCUCUGAGAAAUAGCAGCAGCUUCGUAGAGACAGAGGGAGCAAGCCGGCUUCAGGUCAGUGCGAUCUGUGUCGUACAUGCAAAGCUGGGAUAAAGAAGCUCUCCCUCCACCCAGUGCUGCUCACUCUCUUGAGAGACUACUUUGACCAAAAGGUGAGGACAAUUCCAGAAAACUGAGCAAAAAGGGAAAGACCACGGUAUUUCUUCCUUCACACUCAUCCCUGGGUUUAUUUUCUGAUGUAUUAAAUGCUUAUAGCUAGGGAAAAAAACAAUGGAAUGCAAAGAAAAGAUUUCCUUUGUGUUUGUUCUCAUGGAAUUCAACCCCUAAAGCAUCAGGAGAGUAGCAUCUCUGGUCUUUCUGUUCCCCACACCCCACUCAGCCUUUUGUCUCGGACCCUUGGCUGCUCACACCCUGUCUGCCUGAGGAGCUCCUGACUCGUCUCAGCCUCAGCAGCGCUGGAUGUUAGGCAUAACGCAAUGCAUAGACCUGUCAGCCAUAUAAAAUUUAAAAAUCACGAACUCGAGUUGGAUAACUUGUAUGCCUUCUUUUGUAUCCAUGUACCAACUGUAAAUAACGCUGAUAACCUUUGUAGAAAAUAGUUUAUACAGCGUAUUCUAUUAUUGCUGAUUCUCAGUGAACUCUUGUUUAAAAAAAAAAAAAGGAAAUUUUCUAUUUACACCUUAUAUUUUGUUAUUCUGUCAGCCCAUGGCACUUUAACAAGACUCUCUGGGUUUUAUGUAGCCGGUCAGUCAUGGGGUAAAUUAAAUAACUAUUGUUGCACAGACAAGAAUUUGCACCUAUUCAUUUGUCCUUUCCUACUAACCAAUUUUAGAAGCUUUUCCAGAAGAAUUUUGAAGAGCGCAUGUCCAAUGAUACUCAACAAAGGCCACACUCAUAGAGUGGGUUUCUUUUCUAUGAUCCAUAUUUUUUAACACUAAGUAUUUUCCUCCUUUGUCCCGCAUCUUUAUGAAUUAGCACUAUCAGAUAGAAUCCAUUCCAUGCCUGUGAUGAUGUAAGCAAAUAAAUGUCUGAAGUAGGUGUAAAUAGUAAACUCUAUGGCUUACAAUUUCUAAAUGAAAGAAAGAAAAUAUAUCUGUUGAUACUGCCGUGGUUCAGCACCAGGUCUGGAAGUAUUUAUUCUCCACUGAACGAUUGUAUUUUUUUUUUGCCUUUUUUUUGUAACAUGGCUUUGUAAAUAAAAUAAUUUAUAUGUUUGUAAAAAACAAA